Messenger RNA from Acanthopagrus latus (yellowfin seabream), 3085 nucleotides. RefSeq names its product 5-hydroxytryptamine (serotonin) receptor 1Fa (gene htr1fa). Gene Ontology annotation, biological process: adenylate cyclase-activating adrenergic receptor signaling pathway. Gene Ontology annotation, molecular function: G protein-coupled serotonin receptor activity. The transcript has 3 exons. Lineage: Eukaryota; Metazoa; Chordata; Actinopteri; Spariformes; Sparidae. Gene Ontology annotation, cellular component: plasma membrane. Bases 251 to 1447 code for a protein of 398 amino acids. The record is from RefSeq and is a predicted model, not a curated record.
CUUGCUUCGGCACAGUGAACGGGUGUCGGCGUGAGCGUCGCUGGGCUGUGAAUGGACACUAACAGGGAAUGUAAUAUUCUUCUUCCGCUGCCUGGUGUCUUCUGUCAUUUAAUAUCUGCGACGGGAGCCCGGUGUGGAUGAGUGGCAGAGGUGAUGUGAUGGCAGAUCUGGCAGGCGGGACAGAUCAGAGCGGACAGUUUGCUGCACGCUGACCAACCAACUAGAUGCAACACGUUACAGCAUAGACAGAAUGGAUUUCCCCAAUUGCACAGAUGGGGUGUUUGCCACAAACAGCAGUGGUAACGACUCGCUGGACACCACUAAACUCCCCUCCAGUAAGAUCCUGCUCACGACGACCCUCUCUGUUGUGGCUAUCCUGACAACAUUCUUCAACUGCCUGGUGAUCACGGCUAUUGCGGUCACGCGCAAAUUGCACCACCCUGCCAAUUACCUCAUCUGCUCAUUAGCAGCGACCGACCUGCUUGUGGCUGUGCUGGUCAUGCCCUUCAGUAUCAUGUACAUCCAAAAAGAGACCUGGAUCAUGGGCCAGGUCAUGUGUACCAUCUGGUUAGGUGUGGAUAUAACCUGUUGCACGUGCUCCAUCCUGCACCUCGCCGCAAUUGCCAUCGACCGGUACAGGGCCAUUACUGAUGCGGUGGAGUACUCACGUAAGCGCACGGGGGCCAGGGCUGGGGCGAUGGUGGCAGUGGUGUGGCUCUUGUCCAUCCUCAUCUCAGUUCCCCCUCUACUGUGGCGGCAUUACAGCGAGGAUCCGGAGCAAGAGGACCAGUGCAUCAUCAUGCACCAUCACAUGGCUUUCACCUUGUAUUCCACCCUCGGAGCGUUUUACAUCCCCCUGCUGCUCAUCCUCAUCCUCUACUACAAAAUCUACCGAGCCGCUCAAACCCUCUACAUGCGCAGGGAGGCCAGCCGGGCUAGUCGUCACUCGUGUAUGACCAACGGUAGCAUGAUCCCGUCAACUUAUCCUGCUGGAGAUGGCGAUGUCGAUGGUGGAGUUCAAAAUCCAGAGCCCAUUAGCCCGCCAGAAAAGUCGUAUUCUGAACCCUCAAAUGAGGAACCUCCACGUGAACGGAUGCGCGUAUCCGUAAAGGCUUUCCAAAGCAAGAAGCGCCGGCACGAGUCACGUAGUGAGUCACGUCGCAGCCAGUUCUACCAAGGACCACGGAUCUCAGGCUCAAGGGAGCGCAAAGCCGCAUCCACACUGGGGUUGAUAAUAGGGGCAUUUGUCAUCUGCUGGUUGCCAUUUUUUGUCAAGGAGGUGAUCGUCAACACCUGCGGCGCUUGCAGUACUUCAGUGGAGAUGGCUGACUUUCUGACAUGGUUGGGCUACCUCAACUCGCUGAUCAACCCCCUCAUCUACACCAUCUUUAAUGAAGACUUCAAAAAAGCUUUCCAAAGACUUGUUAGGUGCAGUCAUUACCUCUAAUGGUUACAGUUAUGCAUGAUCAAACCCAUAUUCUGUCACACAUACAAAUGUAACCAGGAGGGAGCAAACCCAAGGCUGGAGGUCAGAGUCUACUGACUAAAUACUAACUCAGUGUGCCUGAGAGAGAAUAAUCUCAAGAGGAAAAGGAUUGACACUCAUUUCCAGACACUCCAUCAGGCACUCCAACAGCCUGAAUGGCACCAGCUCAGCGGUGAGCUCUGCGGCAAAGUUCCACAUUGAAAUCCAAGUCCUGCUAUUAAUAGGACAGCCUGAGAUUUCCUUGAUGUUAAUUGGUGUGUUUGAAGGGACACUGACAUGUUGGUUUGUAGAAAAUGGGCCAUCGCUGACCUUUUUGAGGUCUGGGUUCUGUGCAUUAGUGAUCAGCCCCAUUUAAAGGUCUUGAAAUAGCUGACCAUUAUGUCUGUUCCAUCUAAUGACCUCCCUUCUAUCUAGUUCAGGCUGCUGGCUGAAAUACAAAACACGUGUAAAAUACCACAGCAUAGCAAGUUGUGACUCUCUGUGGCCAUGACAUGACAUGGCAUCUGAUUGAUGACUGCAGUGAUUUGGUAAAAUAAAUAAUUGUUGGAUGCAAUUUGUACCCAGCCACAUGAAACAUUCCAACAAAUUACAUAAGCUUCUUGUCAGGAAAUGAUCCUUCAUUCAGUUAACAAGCCAAAAGCAGAGAAUUGGCCUUUGAUAAAUUUCACCAGACGUAACAUUACACAUUUUAUGAUCUGGGACCAAAUCAUAUCAUUAAUAACACAUUCUGAAUUAUGCGAACAUACUUGGGGACCAAUCUAAAAAUUGAGCUUGCUACAACUUUGACGACUAAAGGUCAACAUUCAGAGAAGACCUAAAGUAUUAGGGUUUCAAGUCCUUUACGACACUGCCACUUUAAAUGAUGUUUUUGCACAACCCUUUACGUUCCUCACGGUUAUCUCUUAAGAAAUCUAUCCUGGAGCCAUUAAACACCCCAUCCCAUCUCACUCCCACGCCAUGGCCAGCAUUGAGGAUGUAAUGAACGUGAGAAACACUGGUGGAGAAAUCCUCAUUACAUCAAUCCCACUCAAGAACUAGGAAUAGAACUACUAUUUAUUUACUGCCCCCAAGGGGGCAACUGUUGAUGGAAAAUAUUGUGGAUGAGUCAACUGUGAGGGUGUACUGUACACCAGGGAGAUAAUACACGGUUUGUCAUGUACUUAAAUACAUCUGACGGUACGACGAGUAUUUGUAUGCUUUCUUUGUCUGUCACUGUCUCGAUAAUCAAUAAUAAACAGUCCACAUAUGAAUGUUCUUCUGAGUUAAUGAUACAUCUCUGGGUGAAGAUUUGAUUGGUAAAUGAGUGAUAUGAGUAUAUAUGUCUCCCCCAUGUGUAUUAAACAAAAAACAAUAACUCACCAAUCAUCUGUAUGUGUUAAUGAAUGUUGAUAUGAAAUACUGCAACUCCAUGUUUUAGUCUGCUGCCUGUUCAGUGUGGACAGGAUAUCCUGAUGUGUUUGCGCCCCCUUGUGGCUCUCAGAAAGACUGCAGACUGUCCAGUUGGCCGUGACAAAUGGCACCGCCCUCUUUCGCAGCUACAACAAAGCAGUUAAUGAAUCUGGGAAUAUUGUUUUAUUCAUUUGGCCUCACCAAUCAAAC